Molecule: messenger RNA, 2350 nt
Organism: Somion occarium
Lineage: Eukaryota; Fungi; Basidiomycota; Agaricomycetes; Polyporales; Cerrenaceae
Source: the annotation of a GenBank genome assembly
GCGCCAACCGUCCUGGUGGUCGUGGGCUGCGUGAGGCUACACGCAUGAAUACUAUACGAAAUCAAGCUGACAGUGAAGAAUUCAAACUCAGCGACCUCUGUGGGUGUCAGUUGAACCUGUCCUCUUAAACGCAAAAGACAUUUGCUUUGGCCACAAUCGCGUAGGAUACCCAUUCACUAACUUGUACUCUCUCCUAGCAGCUCCACGUUGCAGUGAUGGCAGACGGCGCGGCUUCUUCUUCUAUGGAAGUCGAUGGCCUUGACCUCUUGGUUACGUCCACCACACAUGCGGAAACCACCGUCGUAGUAUCAGAGACAGACAACCUACCUUCCAGUACACGCUUUGCUGCAUACAAUGUCGGAUACGUGUAUGAUCCGCGCAUGAUGCUACAUAGCUGCUCUACUGGUCAUCAGGAAGACCCAGACCGAAUCUCUAGAAUUUUUGAUACGCUCAAAGCUGGGGGAUGCAUUGCUCAGAUGGUACCAAUUCCAAUCAGGGAGAUCCGGCGUGAAGAGGUUCUCCUCGUUCAUAGCGAAAGUCUCUGGGACAAGGUGAUGGCUAUCAGUUCCAUGACCGAACAAGACAUCGCAGAUUCAACAGCCUACUACGAUGAGCUUUCACUCUACGCUCAUCCUAGUACACCUCUAUGUGCUCGUCUGAGUUGUGGUGGGGUAGUGGAGGCCGCCCUUGCCGUUGCCCGGGGACAAGUGAAACGAUCUUUUGCUAUUGUGCGGCCACCUGGUCAUCAUGCAGAACCAGACGAACAUAUGGGUUUCUGCUUCUUCAACAACGUUGCCGUUGCUGUAAAAGUUGUUCAGCUACUGACACCAAUCCGCAAGAUACUGAUUCUAGACUGGGAUAUACAUCACGGUAAUGGAACCCAGCGUGCCUUUUAUGACGACCCUUCUGUUCUAUAUAUAUCCCUGCACCGUUAUGACGGAGGGCAGUUCUAUCCAAACGGUCCGUUCGGAAGCAUGGUAUCUUGUGGGGAGGGACCAGGUCUUGGCUAUUCCGUCAAUAUACCCUGGCCGCAAAAUCAUAUGGGAGAUGCGGACUAUAUCUACGCAUUCCAACACGUCAUAAUGCCCAUCGCAAUGGAAUUUACUCCGCAACUCGUAAUCAUCUCUUCUGGGUUCGACGCCGCUAAGGGAGAUGAGCUGGGGGAAUGCGAUGUUACACCGGCCGGCUACUCUCAUAUGACGCAUAUGUUGACUAGUUUGGCUAACGGAAGAGUGGUGGUUGCUCUCGAGGGCGGAUAUGACCUUGAGGCGAUUUCAAAUUCUGCAUUGGCAGUAACACAAACUAUUCUUGGAGAAGCACCUCAGCAAUUGGAUCCAAUGGUUGUUUCUGAGGUUGCAGCAGAAACGAUCUGGCAGGUCGCACUAGAACAAAGCAAACAUUGGAAGAACAUCAACCCCAAAGCUUGCGAUCCAUUACAACCUGAGGACGACAGUGUUACUUUCUCAAUUCCAGAACUGCUCAAAGCCCACAGACAAGAUUAUCUCUAUCGACAGCACGAGAUGCUCCAGGUUCCCUUCGCACCUGAAGCGUUGGAUGAACGGUUCUCCGCCCAGGCGGCAUGCACCGCGGAUGUUAUGGACAACCAGACUUUGGUUGUUUUCAUUCACGAACUAGGCAAUCUUCGCGUAGAGUUGGACUCCGUCAUGGAGUGUAACGUGCAAAUGGAACAUUCCUACAUGAUCGACAUGUCUAAGGACCUCAUCGGCUGGGUGAAGGAUUCUGGAUAUGCAUUGCUUGACAUCAAUGUCUUGCCGAAACCUUUCGCGACUAAGAAAUUAGCACGCGGAUCAGGAAACUAUCCGGGAGAGCUUAUGACGUAUAUUUGGGACAACUAUAUUGAGAUGGUCAGUGCCCGCCGAGUCGUCCUUAUUGGUCAUGGACCGGGCUGCGAGGCUCUUAUGUAUCUCAUAUCUCAUCGCACCGUCGCCGUUAUGCGGAUGGUGACAGCCGUUGUUCAAGUCGUUGGGCAUUCCAACUUACCUGCAACCCCUCGUGAUGCAGGAGACAUCAUGACUUGGUACCACAAGCGUUCACUCGCCAUCCUCCCUGCCAACCAUCGCGUAUUCACAAGCGGCAAAGUGCUAAAACGGCAUGGAAACGUCUUACGUAUGGAUGAGACAAAGCCAAUCAGAAUAUUGCACACCGCCCUACCGACUAUCUACGAGUUCAUACAAGCCAUGUUGGACAAGUCAUCCCCUCAGAACGGUACAAGAGACUCAUGACAUCCGUGACCAACAGUUUUGAAGCAGGUUAUCGAAUCCAGUGUCUCCAUCUACACAGUAGUCCAGAUGGUAUAUAUGUUGCCCCUUUGGUUAUCAGAGGUUUCUUC